ACAAUCUUCUGUUCCACACUCCAGUCCAGAUGGUGGCGGUAAUGCAUUUCUGUAGGACUUUUAUUUUGAAAAAAGGAAAAGCUUGGUACCGGAAGUUGAUGACGCUAUCUUAGUAGCUUUCCUGCUAGUCGGACAGCUCGUAACCGGAGUUGCACACCAUGGAAGACGGCCUGUUUGAAAUUCCUGACUUGGACGGCAUUGAGGAUGAAGCUUUCCCUCCGCUCCCACCGCCUUACUCCCCGGGCCAGGGAGGACAAGAGGACGGAGACCCUUUUGGAAAUGGGGACGAAGACGGCGACGUGUCCGGGCUGGCUGAGGUCCCUGCUGCUAAAAGGAAAGGAGUGAAGAGGCCGCAACCCAAGCUGGACUCACAGAGGCUGAUCUCAGAAAGAGGACUUCCAGCUCUGCGAACACUGUUUGAUAACGUCCGUUUCAAAGGCAAAGGGCACGAGGCUGAGGACCUGCGGCUGCUGAUGCAGAAGAUGGAGAACUGGGCCCACAGGUUGUUCCCCAAAUUGCAGUUUGAAGAUUUCAUUGACAAAGUGGAGAGGCUCGGCAACAAGAAGGAAGUGCAGACUUGUCUCAAACGGAUACGACUGGACAUGCCACUGACACACGAGGACUUUAUGGGUGGUGAAGAAGAAGCAGCAGAAGCUCCUGAAUCACAUGUCUUUGGGGAUGCAGAUCCAUUCAACAGAGCAAACUUUGAUGACCUGCAGGAGCCGGUCCACUCUACCCCGGCUCCAGCUACCCCACCUACUCCAGCUGCCCCGGCUUCCCCCUCCCUGACCGAGGAGCAGCGUAAACGCAUGGAGCUGAACAGACAGCGGGCCCUGGAGAGGAAGCUUGUCCGCCAGCAGCAGCAGCAAACAGAUCCUUCAGACUCCCAGACCGUUGACUCGUCCACCUCAGCAGAUGAACCGACAUCUGUCUCCUCUGCAAACGUCCUCAACAAAUCUAAAGAUCGGGAUGAGGAGAUGGAGGAUUUAGACCUGGAGCCAGCCAGCAGCAGCACACAACAACAACCCAGCCAGCUUCCACAUACAGACUCUGAGCCUUCUGCCGAAUCACCUCAGUGUGAGAAAGAGGAAGAAACCAGCCUCAGCCAGGUCCAUCGACCCAGCAAGGAGGAAGAAACCAGCCUCAGCCAGGUCCAUCAACCCAGCAAAGAGGAUGAAACUAGCCUCAGCCAGGUCCAUCAAUCCAGCAGAGAGGAAGAAACCAGCCUCAGCCAGGUCCAUCAGACCAGCAAAGAAGAAGAAACCAGCCUCAGUCAGGUCCACCAACCCAGCAAAGAAGAAGAAACCAGCCUCAGCCAGGUCCAUCAACCCAGCAAAGAGUGUGAGGACGGAGAUUAAUUCUCAAGUGCAGCACACUCAGCGUUCAGGACCAAUGACUUAUCUGUACCGUCUAAGUUUUCUUUUUGGAAACGAAUCAAAUGUGUACAUAAAUUGUCUUCUUGUAUUUUGCAAAGAGCAACGUUGUUCAAAUUCAGAAUUCUUGAUCCCAUCUGAAAUAUACGUAUAAUUAAGCACUGAUCCCA
Messenger RNA from Sebastes umbrosus (honeycomb rockfish), 1543 nucleotides. RefSeq names its product timeless interacting protein (gene tipin). Lineage: Eukaryota; Metazoa; Chordata; Actinopteri; Perciformes; Sebastidae. Gene Ontology annotation, molecular function: DNA binding. The transcript has 8 exons. Gene Ontology annotation, cellular component: replication fork protection complex; nucleus. The coding region runs from base 159 to 1358 and encodes 399 amino acids. Gene Ontology annotation, biological process: DNA damage response; replication fork processing; DNA replication checkpoint signaling. The record is from RefSeq and is a predicted model, not a curated record.